Molecule: messenger RNA, 14098 nt
Organism: Stegostoma tigrinum
Lineage: Eukaryota; Metazoa; Chordata; Chondrichthyes; Orectolobiformes; Stegostomatidae
Gene: ank2b
Product: ankyrin 2b, neuronal
Exons: 50
Coding region: 489-12575 (4028 amino acids)
Biological process (GO): protein localization to T-tubule; signal transduction; regulation of cardiac muscle contraction
Cellular component (GO): T-tubule
Molecular function (GO): protein binding
Source: RefSeq, a predicted model, not a curated record
UCGGAGGAGCAUUAAGAUGGAUCAGGGCCGUUUUCUAGCACAUUGCACUGUACGUGAUCUCAUCAGUGUGUGUGUGCUGAGAUUUGACGCUGGGUUUUCAGCCUGUGCUGGGCUCUGCGGUGGCGUGAAGUCUGAGACGGGAGAGGGAGAGGUGCUGAGUGGCAUGCCGCAUUAGCACGGACACACGCUCGGCACCCAAACACACUCUUCUCCUCUCUUGCAGCUCGCGACAAGGUCAAUUCCCCUCCUCCCUACCCCGCACACAAAAUACCCACCUUCUCCUUUUUCCCGCCCAGUCGGGGCGGGGGGUGCGGAAGGCUGAGUGAAGGCAGAAAAGGGAACAACGACAGAAAGACAAAUGCGUGCACCGGCACUGAAUGCGUGAGGCGACAAAAAAAAGGGAACCACAACGUGACACAGCGAGUGAAAGCCGGGAAAGCGAUCCCAGAGUAUUGCGUUUCAGAACAGCGGCAGACUGAGAGAAGAAGAUGGCUUCUCCCUCUUCCUCCACCGCCUCCUCCCCGCAUGGGGGCGGGACUUCACCAAACCCGCUAGACCGCAUUCGCCAGCAAGGUGGGAGUGAAAUCCCAGCCCCUCCCCGGGAGAGGUUGUUACGUCACAGGGUAACUUUCCAGGAUCAGAUGGUCCCAAGUCGUCAGGAGUCUGACAGCAAUGCAAGCUUCCUCCGUGCUGCCAGAGCAGGGAAUCUGGACAAAGUGCUUGAAUACCUCAAAGGAGGGAUAGAUAUCAACACAUCAAAUCAGAAUGGCCUCAAUGCAUUACAUCUGGCAGCAAAAGAAGGACAUGUGGAUCUUGUGCAGGAAUUAUUAGAGAGAGGUGCAGUUGUUGAUUCAUCGACAAAGAAAGGAAACUCAGCCCUUCACAUUGCAUCUCUGGCUGGACAAACCGAGGUGGUAAGAAUUCUAGUGAAGCAGGGAGCCAAUAUCAACUCUCAAUCCCAGAAUGGAUUCACUCCACUCUAUAUGGCUGCCCAGGAAAACCACAUUGAAGUUGUGAGAUUCCUUCUGGAGGUUGGAGCUAACCAGAGCACUGCCACUGAGGAUGGGUUCACCCCGCUAGCUGUUGCACUGCAACAGGGCCACAACCAAGUCGUCGCCAUCCUACUGGAGAAUGACACCAAGGGAAAGGUGCGGCUUCCAGCCCUGCACAUUGCUGCCAGAAAAGAUGAUACCAAGUCUGCAGCAUUGUUACUACAGAACGAUCACAAUGCUGAUGUACAGUCCAAGAUGAUGGUGAAUAGGACUACAGAGAGUGGCUUCACUCCUCUGCAUAUUGCUGCUCACUAUGGAAAUGUAAAUGUAGCCACUUUGCUAUUAAACCGAGGAGCUGCUGUAGAUUUCACAGCCCGGAAUGGAAUCACUCCACUACAUGUUGCUUCCAAACGAGGAAAUAACAAUAUGGUCAAACUGCUUCUGGAUAGAGGAGCUCAGAUAGAUGCCAAGACAAGGGAUGGAUUAACUCCACUUCACUGUGCUGCAAGGAGUGGACAUGAUGGAGCUGUAGAGAUUCUGCUUGAAAGGGGAGCACCAAUGCUUGCCAGGACAAAGAAUGGUUUGUCCCCUCUCCAUAUGGCUGCACAGGGAGAUCAUGUGGAAUGUGUCAAGCAUUUACUACAGCAUAAGGCACCGGUUGAUGAUGUCACUCUAGACUAUCUCACUGCUUUACACGUUGCUGCUCACUGUGGUCACUACAGGGCCACCAAACUACUACUGGAUAAGAGAGCCAAUCCUAAUGCUCGGGCACUGAAUGGCUUUACUCCACUGCAUAUUGCAUGUAAGAAAAACCGUGUUAAAGUGAUGGAACUUCUUGUGAAAUACGGGGCCUCAAUACAAGCCAUAACAGAGUCUGGCCUUACACCAAUACAUGUGGCUGCCUUCAUGGGCCACUUGAAUAUAGUUCUCCUGUUGCUGCAGAAUGGAGCGUCUCCAGAUGUUUCUAACAUUCGUGGAGAAACUGCGUUGCACAUGGCUGCACGAGCUGGACAAGUGGAAGUCGUGCGUUGCCUACUGCGCAAUGGGGCCCUCGUGGAUGCCAAAGCCAGAGAGGAUCAGACGCCUUUACACAUUGCCUCGAGGUUGGGUAAAACUGAGAUUGUGCAACUCCUGCUUCAACAUAUGGCUUUCCCAGAUGCCUGCACUACAAAUGGUUACACUCCACUACAUAUUUCUGCCAGGGAGGGGCAGGAAGAUGUGGCUUCCAUUUUGCUUGAGGCAGGUGCUACACACUCAUUAGCUACAAAGAAGGGAUUUACCCCACUACAUGUCGCAGCUAAGUAUGGGAGCCUAGAUGUGGCAAAGCUCCUUCUGCAACGCUCUGCUUCUCCAGAUUCUGCUGGCAAGAAUGGCCUAACCCCACUCCAUGUUGCUGCUCACUAUGACAACCAGAAGGUGGCGUUGCUGUUGCUGGAGAAAGGUGCCUCUCCCCAUGUCACUGCCAAGAAUGGCUAUACGCCUCUGCACAUUGCUGCCAAGAAGAAUCAAAUGGAAAUUGCCACCACCUUAUUGGAAUAUGGAGCUCAGACUAAUGCACUAACAAAGCAGGGGGUGACUCCCCUCCACCUGGCUUCACAAGAGGGACAUGUGGAAAUGGUUUCACGCUUGAUGGAUAAGAAUGCCAAUGUUAGUGCAGCCACAAAGAGUGGAUUGUCAGCACUGCAUUUGGCAGCUCAGGAGGACAAGGUCAAUGUUGCAGAAAUUCUGGUGAAACGAGGCGCAAAUCUUGAUGCACAGACUAAGGUUGGCUAUACUCCACUGAUUGUGGCUUGUCAUUAUGGAAAUGUUAAGAUGGUCAAUUUCCUCCUGCAGCAUGGUUCCAAUGUCAAUGCCAAAACUAAGAAUGGAUACACACCUUUGCAUCAGGCAGCACAACAGGGCCACACUCACAUCAUCAAUGUCCUCCUUCAGCACGGAGCCAGAGCCAAUGCCACUACUGCAAAUGGUAACACUGCCUUAGCAAUUGCCAAACGCCUUGGAUAUAUCUCUGUGGUUGACACCUUGAAAGUUGUCACAGAAGAAGUGACCACCACUACAACAACAGUGACUGAAAAACACAAGCUGAAUGUACCUGAGACAAUGACUGAGAUUCUGGAUGUCUCAGAUGAGGAAGGAGAUGAUACAAUGACUGGUGAUGGAGGAGAGUACCUUAGACCAGAGGAUUUGAAAGAACUCGGUGAUGACUCUCUACCGAGCAGUCGAUACCUGGACAAUAUGAUGUAUAGAGGAAUAGGACGCCUUGGAGAACGCUCAGACAGCCUACGAUCCUUCAGUUCAGACAGGUCCAACACACCAAGCCAUGGCCCAUACCAGAGGGACAGUGCCAUGAUUGAAGAAUUAAUCACAGCUACAAGUAGCCAGGUAGCUCUGGCCAAGGGCCCUGACAAGGACUCCUCAUAUCGCUUAAGUUGGGAAGGAGACAACUUGGACAAUGUGGCUCUUUCGUCGAGUCCAGUCCAUUCAGGUUUCCUGGUUAGUUUCAUGGUGGAUGCACGUGGUGGAUCCAUGCGGGGCUGCCGCCAUAAUGGGCUGCGAAUUAUUAUUCCCCCUCGGAAGUGUACAGCCCCAACACGUGUGACAUGCCGCCUGGUCAAACGUCACCGACUGGCCACAAUGCCUCCUAUGGUGGAAGGAGAGGGCCAUGCCAGUCGGCUAAUUGAAGUUGGACCAUCAGGUGCCCAGUUCCUUGGUAAACUACACCUUCCUAACUCUCCUCCCCCGCUAAAUGAGGGAGAAAGCUUGGUUAGCCGAAUCCUGCAGCUUGGGCCUUCAGGAACCAAAUUCCUUGGGCCUGUGAUUGUAGAGAUUCCACACUUUGCGGCAGUGCGUGGGAAGGAACGGGAACUGGUCGUGCUGCGCAGUGAAACAGGGGAGACCUGGAAGGAACAUCAAUGUGAAUAUACUGAAGAAGAGUUGAAUGAAAUAUUGAAUGGGAUGGAUGAAGUGCUUGACAGCCCAGAGGAACUUGACAAAAAACGUAUUUGCCGUAUCAUCACCAGGGAUUUCCCACAAUACUUUGCAGUUGUGUCCAGGGUCAGGCAGGACAGUAACUUGAUUGGGCCAGAAGGAGGUGUGUUGAGCAGUACUGUUGUACCACAGGUUCAAGCUGUCUUCCCUGAGGGAGCAUUAACUAAAAGAAUUAGAGUUGGCCUCCAGGCCCAGCCCAUGCAUGUUGAGCUAGUCAAGAAAAUUCUUGGUAACAAGGCAACCUUCAGUCCAAUAGUCACACUGGAGCCUCGAAGAAGGAAAUUCCAUAAACCUAUAACGAUGACAAUUCCUAUUCCAAAAUACUCUACUGAAGGGCUAAUGAACGGCUAUGGUGGAGACACUCCGACUCUCAGGUUACUUUGCAGUAUAACAGGUGGAACAACGCCAGCCCAAUGGGAAGAUAUAACUGGAACUACGCCUUUAUCAUUUGUCAAUGAGUGUGUUUCCUUCACGACAAAUGUGUCAGCCAGGUUCUGGCUCAUAGACUGCCGGCAGAUUCAAGAAUCUGUCAACUUUGCCACACAAGUGUACAGAGAAAUUAUCUGUGUACCGUACAUGGCCAAAUUUGUAGUUUUUGCCAAAUCACUCGAUCCAGUCGAGGCACGAUUGAGAUGUUUUUGUAUGACAGAUGACAAGGUAGACAAGACAUUGGAACAGCAGGAAAAUUUCACAGAGGUUGCAAGGAGCAGAGAUGUUGAGGUACUGGAGGGCAAGCCAAUUUAUGCUGACUGUUUUGGCAAUCUUGUGCCUCUCACAAAGAGUGGACAACAUCAUCUUUUCAGUUUCUAUGCUUUCAAAGAAAAUAGACUUGCACUGUUUGUAAAGGUAAGAGAUAUGACUCAAGAACCUUGUGGACGAUUAUCUUUCAUUAAAGAGCCAAAAUCGACCAGAGGUCUUGUCCAACAUGCAAUCUGCAACCUAAAUAUUACUUUACCCCUUUACAGCAAGGAGUCAGAUUCAGAUCAGGAACAAGAGGAAGAGGUAACUGGAAAAGAAGAUAAAUAUGGAGAGGCGGAGACCGAAUCUGCUGAGAUUUCUUCCAUCAUAAAAUCGCAUCUUAUCCAUGAUGCCCCUGUACUAGCAAGCCCUGACUUGCUUUCUGAUGUGUCUGACAUGAAACAAGAUUUAAUCAAAGUGACUAAAAUUUUAAAGACUGACUCGAUGGCAGGAAGUAAAGGAAGCCCCAUUGAGGUGAAAGAGUUUGCAAAAGCAGCCGAAGAAGAAUCAGGUGAGCCAUUUGAAAUUGUAGAGAAAGUCAAGGAAGACUUGGAAAAAGUGAGCAAGAUUUUAAGAAGUGGGACAUACACAGGUGAAGAAGCCUUUCAAGAUGUCAUUGGUGCUGAAAGAGAUGAAGAUUUAUCUGAGGAAGACUGGAUUAUUAUUAGCGAUGAAGAAAUCGAAGAGGUGAAACGAGAGAUACCAGCAGAGGUCUGUGAACCUAUAUUUGUAGAACACAGGAUUGACAGAGGAACCAUAGAGACAAUUGAGAAAGACAUGAGUGGCAUGCUGAAUUAUUUGGACAAUGACUUAGAUACAUUCUUGACACACGAAGUAGUGAUACCUCCAGCAGUCUGCCAAAUAGAUAUGGUUCAAGAAAGAAUUGAUGCAACGAUUGUUACCAAAGAAAGUAAAAAGGGAACAUAUCACGUGAUUUCAGAAUCGGUAGACUCCAAAGAGGGGAAAGAGCAUGAAUUACCUCUCAAAAUCAAAGACGAAACUAAGUUAGUUCCUGGAAAAACAAAACCUGUGUUUCACAGGUUUAAGGAAGAAAACACAACAAUGUAUUUUAAGGAUCCUGCAUUUCAAGGCUUAGCUACAGAUGAUAGGUCAGACCUUAGAAAAAUGCAAGGGAAUGUUAUCACUGAAUCUGACUUCACGAAGGUAGAGAAGGAAGAAUCAACGUUAGUGCCUCCAACAGUUGCAGAUGAUAAUUCACCCCUCGUGGAAGAAACUCCAAUUGGUUCAAUAAAGGAGAAGGUAAAAGCUCUCCAGAAACGUGUGGAAGCAGAGGAAGGACAACGUAGACAAACUAAAGCACCAGUAAAGGAUGAGAUUCCCGCAGCAUCAGCAAAACGUGUAAUAAACAAAGAGACCCCAGUUUCUUCCACUGUUACAGAACGACUUGAAGAAACAAUGUCAGUGCGUGAACUGAUGAAAGCAUUCCAGUCAGGACAGGAUCCAUCCAAGAAAAUGUCUCGGCUGUUCGAACACACGUCUGAAACUUGGCAGACUUUGAAAGAAGUAAAGAAACCUGAACCAUCUCAUGCUGAAGGUCAACAAAGUCAACCUGAUUUACUCUCCCAUACAGUUGGUAAGGAAGCUAAGGCAGAUGAGUUAGAAUCUCCAUCAAAAGAAUCUCAGUCAGAAAUGUUCAAACAAGAUAUCCCACACAGCGAGUACAAUGGCACAGUUCCAAUUGGUCCAAUUUCAUAUGACAGUGGGGAGGUAAGAAAAGAAGUUCCAGCAAAGAAAAAGACACCAACAAGCAAAGAUAAACAGCCAAUAACCAUAUCAGUUGAAAAAAAUGAUCUGAGUUUUGCAACCUCUGAGAAAUAUGAAUCUGUUUUUCUUGAGGAUAUUGAAAAGCAAGCUGAAAUACACUGUAGCAGAAUAGCUGUAAAUGCAGAUUUACAGAUCAGUCCAGACAGAAAAACAUCAACUGAUUUCACGGAUGUCAUCAAAGAAGAGUUAGAGGAUAAUGACAAAUAUCAGCAAUUUAGGAAAAUUUCAGACACUCCAGAAGCAGAACUCUAUCUUGAACAAGUAGUGACUAGUCCACUUCACCAUGAUCUGAAUAUUAGUUUCCCACAAGAAUAUGUGAAGGAUAGUUUUACACCAGAUGUAUCGUUGCAAAAUGGUGCCCUUGAUGACAGCUCAGAAAGCCUAAAACAUGAAGGCAUUGCUGACUCUCCCAGCUUUAGCUUAGGUGAUGGCACACCUCAGAUUAGCUCCGAAGAGAGUUACAAACAUGAAGGUCUUGCAGAGACUCCUGAAACAAGCCCUGAAAGUCUGUCCCUUUCACCAAAGAAAACGGAAGAUGAAACACAAGAAAAACAUGAUGCUGGAGAUUUUGUCAAAACAGAAAGUAAGGACCAAAACGUUCAGAAAGACGCGCCUUCGGGACAGACCACAGAUAUUAUUGUUGCCCCAGAAAAGGAAGGUGAUCUUGUUACAAAAUCACCUGCCAUGACUGGGGAGCUUGUAGAUAACAGUUCAUUGCAAGAGAAAAUGCAAACAUCUGAAAAUAUUGUCUCAACUGGAGUAGUUUCUGACAAAAAAGACACAAAAGAUUUUAUUGAUGGAACUGAUGCUGAACUGACAACAGACUCUGGCUGCGUAGAAUAUGAUGACUUUCAAUCAACGGAGGUGACCCAAGCCACGUCGCUUUUAGAUGAAGUGGAUGAGCAGACCACUAGUGAAUCAUUCUCUGCUCUUAAAGCUGCGGAUGAUACUAGUGAAAAAGAUGGUUUUCUACAGGAAGAAAUAGCAUAUUUUCCCAUUCUGGGUAUACAUGGUGUUUCAUUGGGAAGUCAGCUUGAAGACAAAGAUGCAAACCUUUCUCUUUCCACAUCAGAAGGAAAAACAGAUAUCGCUUUGAGAGAAAAGGAUCAAAAAGUAGAUUCACCUGCUAGCCCCUCAAUUUCACCAGGGCACAUGGUGAGAAGUCAAGGAUUAGAAUUAUGCCUUACUGGCGUAUCAUUAGAUAGUCUUAGCCCAAUGACAGAUGAACCCAUUGUCAGUCACAAAGAUUCUCUAGAAGCAAGUCCCACACAGGAUGAUAUUGACACAACUUCUCACAAAUCUCCAGAUUCACUUGAACCAAGCCCGAUAAAAGAAUCACCAUGUCCAGAUUCACUUGAAAAUAGCCCUGUGGAACAGAAGUUAAGUGCAGCCCUUUCUAGUGCACAGCAAAAUGAGAAGGCAGUUUCCGCCAUAGUGACUGAGAAAAAAAUGGAGACAGUAGAUAUUUCUUUGGAUACUACAUCUGUAAGGAGUAGACUUUUCAGAGAUAUGCGGGGAGAAGGCCCUAUUAACAGAGAGACAAGGAAACUUUUGUCACCUGAAGGAAGUGCAGAAGAAGAUAGUUUGGAUCAAGUAUCACAAAUGGAAAGUUCAGGAAAGAGCCCUCUUUCACCAGAAACUCCAAGCUCUGAGGAGAUCAGCUAUGAAAUCACACCUAAAACACCUGAUACACAUAUUCUGUCAGUAGCUGAGAAGCCUAUUGCAAUCCCUGAAAUCCAAGAGGAAAUUGAUGAUUAUUCACCAGAGAGUGAGUCAAAGAAAAGCUUUACACCAGAAGAAGAAAUGUUUAAAAUGGCAGCCAAAAUUAAAACAUUUGAUGAACUAGAAGAGGAUGCUAGGCUAAAGCGUGAAGGUAAAAAGGAGCAAAAAGAAUCUGAAUUAUCUCCAACUACUCCUAUAACUAAUGUAGAUGAAGCAGAGGUAAUACUUGUGUCUCAUGUUGAACAUAGAAAGAGCUCCUCAUCUUCAGAAAGUGAGCCAGAACUAACUCAGCUAAGCAAAGAGGCUGAUUAUGGACUGAGUUUGGAACCAGUUAUUCGCGUUGAACCUCCAUCUCCACUUCCCCCUGGAGUUGAUGGUUCUAGCCCUGAAGAUGCAGAGUUUCGCCCCACUGUAGGCAAAAAAUAUACUUUUAAGAUAAUUAAUGAUGAAAAGGAAACAAGUGCCCAAGUAGCAGAAGAUGAUAAUGACGUAGACAUAAAAAUAGAAAACAGAAGUUUGGACACAGAUUGCAAUGUUCUAGUUGAUUCACGAUCUUGUGAAGCAGUUCCUAAAGUUGUCGUAACUGGUGGAGGUAAUGAAAUUGAUCAUUUUUCUGAAGUCUGUUCUUUUACAGCUACUGAUGAGUCUAUUGAAGAAAUUAGCUCUUCAGAAGCAUCACGUUUCAUACCUGAAAUGCAAGAGGAUGAUUUCUUAACUGAGGAAGAUGUCCAACGUCUUGAGCGAGCUGCGGAAAAGAGAGAUAAGUUAUGGGUGGACGGUCUACCUGAAGAUUCUCAAGUAAAAACAACUGGCAGAAAGCAACUAAGCCAAGAGGCAGCUGUGGAAGCAGCCGCAUCAAUUGACUGUGCAGAAUAUAAAGGAAUCUUUUCAGAUGAAACCACAUUCCAGGACAUAAUCUCGAGGCAAGAAGCUGAAGAACAGCUAAGCAAAAUAAUAAUAACAAAAACAGAUGUUGAUCUUGAUGAAUGGAAUACUAUUAGAGAAGAUGAUGAAGCAUUUGCUGCCCGUCUUAAAGAGGAAGAACAGAAAAUAUUUGGCCUAAUGGUUGACAAACAGUCUCGGGGUGCUACUCCAGAUACAACACCGGUAAGAACGCCCACUGAGGAUGGUACGCCAAUCAAUGAAAAAAACCCUUUCUUGUUUCAAGAAGGAAAACUGUUUGAGAUGACCAGAAGUGGAGCUAUUGAUAUGAGCAAAAGGACUUAUGGAGAUGAAAGUUUCCAUUUUUUCCAAAUUGGAGAAAAUCAAGCUGAUGAAGCUUUAAAAGAAGAAUCAAAAGUAGAGAAAAUUGAAGAGGAGAUGAAGUCUCCUGAAAUUGAAUGUAUACCUGAAAGAUUUGCUCAUACUCAGCCUCAUACUGAGUCUCAAUACAGUUUGUUACCAGAUUCAGUGCCCAGUAUCGAAUCUGGCAUUCAAUCCCCUACUGAGUCACAUUGUACAGAUGAACAAAUAGCUACAAAAAAUGAGCAAAAAUCACGAAUUCCAAUCAAAAUGGGCAUUUCUGCAGCAACCAAGCCUUCAAAAAGGGACUGUUCAAUUCCUGAAGUGGCUGAAGUAAAACCUUUCAACUUUGAUCAUGAAGUGGAUGCUGUUACCUCGCCUGAGUCAGCAAUGACUCAUGUCCAGUUAGAUUUUUCCACAGUGACUCGAACGGUUUGUUCACAGCAGGCUGGAAAAAGUGAUGAUGAUUCAUCAGACUCAUCACCUGAAGAGCAACGUUCAGUUAUUGAGAUUCCUACUGCAAUCGUUCAACAAACUUCUCAGACAGAGGCAAAAUCAAAGCUUCCUGUCAGGCAUACUGCUGUUGUAACUGCAAUACCUCGAGCACCAGCUACGCCUGAGGACAAGGCUCCUUCACCAGCUCGUUCAUCUCUAUCAAGUGUUCAAGAAGGAUCUGCAGAUGAUACAGUAAGGUCAAAAUCUAGAAUUCCUGUUAAGGCUGUUGCGCACAGAUUAGACCACAGCUCUUCACCCACAAUGCCAGAAGCAAAAAAGAUUUCAGAGUCCAUCAAAAUCCAUGAGGUGAAAUCUAGAUUGCCAGUAAGACAGGAACCACGAAGCAAGUCAGAGUCUGAUGCUAUCAAUUCAGCAGAGAGGAAAUUUAAAUUCUUCAAUAAGGGCAAGAGUUGCGAUGCUGAACCUGAUGCGAAAGAGCUAAUUGACCAGUCUAGUGCUGGAUCAGAAACAGCCGAAAGUACUAAACCAAAAGUAUUCCAAUCAAGACUUCCAGUAAAAACGAAAGCUAGCCACAGUCCACAACUUGCAACAAGUUCUUCAAAAGGCAACAAGGAUAAGUUCUUUGAACUUUAUAAGCAUUCCAUUGAAUUUUUUGAAGAGAUAAGUGAUGAGGCUUCAAAGUUGGUAGAUCGUUUGACAGAGGAAGAACGAGAUCAUGAGGCGUUAUCAGAUGAUGAUAGCAGUGCUGUAGAUAGUUCUGUUGUUGAAACUGAGCAGCCCAGUGAAAUACAACAGCCCCUUCCUGAAGACCUGUUUGAUGUGAGGCCUAUCUGGGAUGAAUCUGUUGAAACCCAGAUUGAAAGAAUUCCUGAAGAAAAUGGCCACGAUCACUUUGAAGCUGUAGAUGCUCAGGAGGACUCUGAAAGAGCUGAGCAAAGGCUGUACAUUAUUGCUGACCACCUUGGAUUCAGCUGGACAGAGCUUGCCAGGGAUCUGGAUUUCAGUGAGGAACAGAUUCACCAAAUCAGAAUUGAAAACCCAAAUUCAUUGGUAGACCAGAGCCACGCACUGUUGAAAUAUUGGAUAGAAAGAGAUGGCAAGAACGCUUCGGAUGAAAAGCUAAUGGAGACAUUGACCAAAAUUAAUCGAAUGGAUAUUAUCAGUUUAUUGGAAACUACACAGAUAUCACCCAGUAGAGAGCAUGCUUCCCGCACUUACGCAGAGAUUGAACAAACAAUAGCACUGGAUCACAGUGAAGGUUUCUCUGCACUUUCAGAUGACCUGUGCAGCCCAAAGACCAUGCGAUUUGGACAGCCAGCUUCUAGAGAGCUAUAUAGUGAUCUAGCUCAAGCAGUUCAUGAGCGCCAUGGCGAAUGCUUUCAAACACAACCACCCCUCGUCUCAGAGGAAGAUAGUUCCAUCAGUUGCUGUAAACCUCAGGAAGAAAGCCCCCAGGCCACAGCAAAGCCACAAGAUCAGUCAAAGGAGUCAGCGGAUGAACAAGACUUGAUACUAGUUCAAAAGGGAAAAGAAGCUGAAGCAAAGGAGAAGUCACUUUCUGACACUCAGGAAGGAUCCAUACUGAGGAAACAAGAGUCUGCAGAAUCUGAUGGGAAAUUCGCUGAUUUGCAAAGAGGAAGAGAUGAGGAACUGGAGGAGCAAGAGGCAAUCGAACAGCCCACAGAGAUGGUAACGCUGAGGAUAGAGGAAGAAAGCCCCAUUGUUCAGGAACCUGAUGAAGCUCAAGUUUGGGAGGGUUUGCAAGCUUCCCAAGCAACUGGCCCCACUAUUGUGGAAACAACAGAGGACCUACCAGAAAACACUAAAAAGGCCUUUGAGGAGAAAACCCUUGAAAAGGAAAUAGCAGAAGAAUUGGGGGCUCUGGAAAGCAGUUCUGAUGAGGAGACAGUAACCACCAGGGUCAUCCGCCGGCGGGUGAUCAUUCAGGCUGAUGACAUGCUUGAUGUUCUGCCAGAGUCCGUUACAGAAGAGCAAUACACAGAUGAACAUGGAAAUACCAUUGUGAAAAAGGUUACCAGAAAGAUUAUCAGGCGCUUAGUUUCACCCGAUGGGACUGAAAAGGAGGAAGUCAUCAUGCAAGGUGCAGAGCAAGAACCAGUUACAGUUGAAGAUGGAGAUGGAUAUUCAAAAGUUUUAAAGCGGACUGUACUGAAAACUGAUAGUGAACAGUCAGAGCUCACACUUUCUGAACCACAAGUGACUUCAGGCUCUGAAUUCCAGUCUGAGCAGGUUGAGGGUCGCAAAGUCAGUAAGGUCAUCAAGAAAACGGUGGUCCUUGGAGACAGGAUGGAGAAACACCUUGGAGACCCCAAGUUGGCAUCUGACCUUCCAACAGCCAAAGAUGAUUUUAAUAUGGCUCUAAGUUUUGCAGGGAACCAUGGAAAGGUUCAUAUACCAAAUGUAGCUCAAAGAGAGAUUGUAAAAGAGGAUGGAUCAGUUAUUAAAAGGGCGACCAUGAGUAAAGCUAGCACACAGAAGAGGACUGUGGUGAAGGAUCAGGAGGGGAAGCAUGUACACGAGGAAAGGCUGGAGGAUGUGCCUGAAGCGCUACAAAAAGAUGACCUGAAACUCGACCUGCAACAACUUCUUGGUCGCUUUUGUAAUGAGGACUGGAAACAGGACGAAAAAUAAACAGCUCAAAUCUCACAUAUCUGUUCUGUCACUACUGCACAGUUUACUCACGUGGAGAAAUUCUAUAUUCUUUUCCCAUCUGAAGAUGCUGGCGCUCCUGUGCAGAAAGGUAGAUUUGAAUUAGACUUUUCUCUUUACCAUAAGUAAAUUUGUGACCAAAGAUGGCAUCCAUAUCUUGGGUGACUUAUACUGUUUGAACCUUAGAGCUUCCUCAUGUGGCUGUGUUAGGAACAUGCAAACAUUGCUGCCUCCAAACUGCAACAACUGUUCUGAAAUUCAGAAAAUACUUUAUCCACAGGCCUCUUCUCAUUUUCUGUCGCUGAAGGACUUUACAACACAAAUGUGUAAAUAGCAAAAGUGUUUUGGCUUGUGAAAUUAAGGUACGGCCUACCUUGACUACUCCAAUCACAAGAUCCUUUCUUCAUUGCCGAAUUGAGUGACUAAAUGUCACCAUAGUGACAGAUUGAGUGUGUGCAGGCCGAGUAGGGAGCACUUAAGAAUCUUACAGUCCCUCAGACUUUCUCAAAGCUUAAUAAAUAUGCUAGCACCUGUACUUAAUGUAUCAGACAUAUCUCCGUUAAUUGCAUUAGUAUGAAUUUAAACGGUGGAUGUGUGGCAGGCUACAUUUUUGGUCGUGUAUUUCAUGCUGCCAUACUUGUUUCGAGAAAUUUGCAACGUUCUUCACUGCUUCCACCAAACACAUAGUCUUGUAUCUGUGAUCUGGUACUUUCUACUGGCACCUGCACUGUAGAUAACUGGAAUUGGGUUGAACUUUACAACAGAAAAAAAAAGACAGAAUCUUUUGGUUAUUUCAGCAUUAUGUAACAAGACUGGCUUCUUUUUGUAAAUGCAUGUAGUAUUUAUAGCUGUUGUAAUCAUCUAUACAGUUGUUUAACCAUCUUUGCACUGGGAAAAUGUUUUUGCUCGCUGCCUCAACAGCAACAAAAAAUAGAAACAAUAAAGAGAAUCAAUUAUGGCAAAUAUAUAGUAUUUUUACUUGUUCAGUUCUGCCCUGCAGUGUGUUCAUAAGAUUUUAUUGUAGAUUUUUUUUAAGUUAUUAUGGUACAGAAAACUUGUUAAUAUGAGGAUAAUAUUUGCUCAGUGCUCAGAAAGUUAAAUAAAGGAAAUUUAAUUGACUCACUCAAUCAGUGCAGGCAAAAUGUCAAUUUUGUUUCGUCAGUGUCAAGGCCUGCACAGACUGAAUACAAGAACCAUCAGAGAGAGUGUAUAACUGUUUUAGCCAUGCCAUGUGGUGUUACAUGCAGCACAGAUGAUGUCUCUGUAAUUACAUUUUGAUUUAUACUUUUUUUUGCUGUGUAAUCAAAGAACUUCAGAACUGUGAGAAGGAGUGAAUUUUAAUUUGAUGAAUCAGCAUCUUGUUUCCCAUGGUGAUAAAAAUAUUGUAUAUGAUAUCUAUGAGGGCAUGUAUUAGAAUAAAAAUAAAUGGAAGCAAACUUAAAACACUAACCAAUACAUAGCAACUGCAAUGUGUAAAAUGGCUGAUUUAAUUAAAAUAAAAUGUA